Nicrophorus vespilloides is the source of this 1452-nucleotide messenger RNA. Its product is annotated as serine protease easter-like. Gene Ontology annotation, molecular function: serine-type endopeptidase activity. The transcript is spliced from 5 exons. Lineage: Eukaryota; Metazoa; Arthropoda; Insecta; Coleoptera; Silphidae. The coding region runs from base 212 to 1366 and encodes 384 amino acids. The record is from RefSeq and is a predicted model, not a curated record. Gene Ontology annotation, biological process: proteolysis.
GCGCGCAAGAGAUUAUCUGUUUUAUUUUGUUUUGUUUUGUUUUGGGGGAUCCUUUGAAAACAAGUUUGUGUGCACGAAACGAGACUCUCUUAGUCUUGUUGUUGCUGCUGCUACUGGUCGCGCGUUAUUUAUAAAAAUUUCACAUUUUUGUGUGUUGCGUCUCCUUUCGCAUUCGUUCCGCACGUUUCGUGGACGACGCACGUCUGUCACGAUGAAUUACCUCUUCUGUUUAUCCGCGCUCUUCCUCUGUUCGACGACCUCGACGACGACAAACGCUGAGACCUGCAGGACUCCAAAUGGAGAGACCGCUGAAUGCGUUCCUCUUCACUCGUGCGCCGUCCUUCACGACGCUCUCUACGAUUUAGUGAAGGUAUCGGAUCCGAGCACCGUCGACUUCCUCAGGGAAUCCCAAUGCGGUGGAAGCGGGCAAGAUGAUCCCAAGGUCUGCUGCGGUACGACGGCCGCUUUUCAGACGUUGCGGACGGAGGCGCCGCGACGUCCGCAAUCCGUCGACGUCUCGCUGAGUUCCAGGUUCGGAGAUGUUGGCAGUCCGAUCGCAGGAAGGGACGUCUGCGGUUACAUGGUUGCUCAAGACAGGAUCCUUUCCGGGAUAAUCACGGGGAUCGAUGAGUUCCCUUGGAUGGCUCUGCUGGAGUACGUGAAGAAGUCCGAUGGUACUCGUACAUUUUACUGCGGAGGAUCGUUGAUUGGGAAGAGGUACAUCUUGACCGCAGCCCACUGCGUUUCCGGGAAAACCAUGAACACGCAUCGAUUAAUUAACGUUCGUUUAGGCGAGUGGAACAUCGAGACUGAGGAAGAUUGCAUCAACAAGAAGUCGUUCAAAGAAUGCACCGAUCCUCCAGUGAACGUGGGCAUCGAAAAAGUCAUCGUUCAUCCGAACUACAACGACAGCGUCAAAUCCAACGACAUCGCCCUCAUCAGAUUAAACAGCGACGUUCACUUCUCAGACUUCGUUCGUCCGAUCUGCCUUCCAUCCGAUGACGACUACGCUCGCGUCGGCGAAAAACUCUUCGUCGCAGGAUGGGGAAGGACGGAGACGGCGAAAUCGAGCGCCGUCAAGUUGAAAGUCCAAGUGCCGGUGACGAGUCGCAUCUACUGCAGGAACAAGUUCAGGCAGGCAAACAUCCCGAUAAGGGACGGACAGAUAUGCGCGGGCGGCGAGAAGGGCCGUGAUUCCUGCACGGGCGACAGCGGUGGACCUCUGAUGAAGGGCAAUCCUGAAACCGAGCAGUGGUUCGUCGCAGGAAUCGUCUCGUUCGGUACAACCUGCGGCACAGAAUCCUGGCCUGCCGUCUACACGCACGUCUCCGUCUACAACGAUUGGAUACACAGGAACGUCUACUAAAUCCUCAUUUUCAAACGUGUUCUAAAUCUCAUACAGACUAGCUGAAUCAAGUAACUCAUCGAUAAAUAAACAAUCUCAUUACCAAA